Danio rerio (zebrafish) is the source of this 2558-nucleotide messenger RNA. Lineage: Eukaryota; Metazoa; Chordata; Actinopteri; Cypriniformes; Danionidae. The record is from RefSeq and is a predicted model, not a curated record.
AUGUCAUUGUCAGAGGGUUCUGUUCGACCCAAUGACCUGCUGGCUUUGUUUAAACAAACCGGCCCCAAAACCAAAGCCCACAUCAGAGCUGCAGAGUUUCUGGACAACACGGUGGAGCUGAUUAGGGAGAUGGUUUACACACACUCCAUGGACAAACCCGACCUCAGCGAGCUCUUGAGCGCAGAAGACAUGGAGACCAUCCUGCAGGCCACCGGCUGCUCAGCAGAGAUGAAGAGACCGGUGUGUAAAUCUGACUGUCUGUCCAAGCGCUACCGCACCAUCACAGGACACUGCAACAACAGUUACUUUGACAGGGAGAACCCUCAGUGGGGUGCAGCUAACACCCCGUACGCCCGCUGGCUCUCCCCGCAGUAUGAGGACCCCCGAGGGGCCCCGAGAGGCUGGAGCCCACAGCACACCUACCACAACCACACACUGCCCCCCGUAAGACUGACAGCUGUCCCUAAUGUGCGGCGUGUGUCUCAGGAGGUGUUGUACACUCAGAACGGGAACAUCACUCUGGACGGCUCUCUGUCACACCUGCUGGUGGAGUGGGGUCAGUGGAUCGACCACGACCUGACUUUAACACCGCAGAGUCCCAGCACUGCAGCCUUCAGGACCAGAGCCGACUGCACUCGCACCUGCAGCACUGACACACCCUGCUUCCCCAUACAGAUCCCGCUGUCGGACCCUCGCUCACACACUCAGUCCUGCAUGGCGUUUUUCCGCUCUGCCCCGAGCUGCAGUUCUCCUCUCGGCCAGCGGGAGCAGCUGAACGCCAUCACUGCCUUCGUGGACUCCAGCAUGGUUUACGGGAGUUCAGAUGCUCUGGCCCUCAGCUUGAGGAAUCUCUCGUCUCCUCUCGGUCUUCUGGCUGUUAAUCAGUUUCAUUCAGAUCAAGGGUUCGACUUUAUGCCUUUCCUAAACCGCACGCAACCUCAGCUCGACCCCUGCGGCCCGCGCCAGCACUCAGACCACACCACUGCACCACAGCAGAACAACAACAUCUCCAUGGGGAACGCGUCCUUCUGCUUCCAAGCAGGUGACUCUCGAGCCAAUGAGCACUUGGGAAUGAUCGCUCUGCACACACUCUUUCUGAGAGAACACAACCGAUUGGCUAAGGAGCUCCACAGGAUCAACCCUCAUUGGAGCCCGGACACACUGUACCAGGAGGCCAGGAAAAUACUGGGAGCCGUCCACCAGAUCUUGACGUGGGAUCACUAUCUGCCACACGUCCUGGGCCGCAGUGCAAACCAGAUCCUCAUGCCGGCGUAUAAAGGUUACGACCCCGCCGCUGACCCGAGCAUCUCCAACAUCUUCUCCACCGCUGCUUUUAGAUUCGCGCAUGUAACCGUGCAUCCGGUGGUGAACCGCCUCGGACCUGAUUACCGGUUGAGCCCUGCACACCCGGCUCUGCCAUUGCACCACUCUUUAUUUGCAUCCUGGAGGGUGGUGAAAGAGGGAGGUAUUGAUCCAGUGCUGCGUGGUUUACUGGUGUCUCCGGCUAAACUGCAGACGGCGGAUCAGAUGAUGGUGGAGGAGCUGACCGAAAGACUUUUCCAGGCUCAGGGAGGCCUGCCGCUCGACCUCGCUGCGCUAAACCUGCAGAGAGGACGAGACCACGGCCUGCAAGGUUACAGUGUGUGGCGUGAGCUCUGUGGUCUGCCUGCGCCGGUGAACGAGUCUGCUUUAUCAGGGAUUCUGGGUAACACUGCUCUGGCCAGGAAGCUGCUGGAUCUGUAUGGAGUUGCUGAGAAUAUAGACGUGUGGGUCGGGGCCAUUGCGGAGCCAGCUCUGCCUGGGGGCCGCGUGGGGCCGCUGCUGGCCUGCCUUAUAGCCAGACAGUUCAGAGGCCUGAGAGACGGAGACCGCUUCUGGUGGCAGAAUGAAGGAGUGUUCAGCUCGGGUCAGAGAGACGCUCUCCGCUCCACUUCUCUUUCCCGGAUCAUCUGUGAAAACACACACAUCCAGCAGGUUCCCCUCGACCCUUUCACAAACACAAUGCGUCCUGAAGAGCUGCUGUCCUGCUCCAACAUCCAGCUUUUUAACCUCUCGGCCUGGACUGAGCCGGACUCGGACCCAGUAUGUGGUGCGGUGCCGCGGUUGACUCUGGGUUUCUCUGUCCUCUGUGGCUCUGCUGUGUUUUAUCAGUGUCCUGCUGGAUUCCUGCUAAUCGGAGCCACACACGUCACCUGUGACCCACAAACACACCACUGGAGCCCACAAACACCCACCUGCCAAGAUAUCGAUGAAUGUUCCACUGAUUCGGCCGUCUGUCCUCCACACCUGCAGUGCCUCAACACACCUGGAGGAUAUACCUGUACAGAAGCUGCAGCUCCGCCCCUCUCCGCCUCCUCCAUUGCUGGAUCAGUGAUGUCAGUCUUGGGGGGCGUGGCUUUGAUCAUGCUCCUCCUCUUCUGCUAUCAGAGAUUUAUCCUGAGGAAAGCCGAUCCACCGAAGCCUGAUUGCUGUCAGAGGACGAGCUGAGGGAAAACUGGGAGGAUGUGAUGACGGGCUCAAUGGUCAGAGAGUUAUUCUCCACACAGCGCUGGACUGAC